UUACCCGGAGCGUGCGUUCAGAUUUACCCCGUGGAUGCUGCUGCUUUGGGGCUUGAUUUGUGAGCCCUGCGGGACCAACCUGACAUAAGGGCACCAUGGUUUCGCUGUCUCUCCGCACUUGUUUGAGGAAUAUGCGCCCGGAGAUGCUGCUCGUUUUGCCGGUGUUGUGGUUGCUUUUACCCCUGACCGGAGCGGCUCCCUCUCAGAGCUCGGAGCAGCUGGACACCGGGGUGGACUGGCUGAGUAAGUUUGGUUACCUCCCGCCCCCUGACCCUGUGACUGGACAGCUCCAGACCAAGGAGGCGCUCACCAAGGCCAUCAAAGCCAUGCAGAAGUUCGGCGGACUCAAAGAGACCGGAGUGUUAGACCAAGCCACUCUGGGGUUGAUGAAGACUCCCAGAUGUUCUCUGCCUGAUGUGUCCGAGGCAGAGGGGACCGGGGGUCGCUCCAAACGCAGCCCGGGCCCUCAGAACAAGUGGAACAAGAGGCACCUGUCUUGGAGGGUGCGUACGUUCCCCAAGGACUCGGCCGGGCUUCUGGGCAGAGACACAGUGCGCGCUCUCAUGUACUACGCCUUAAAGGUGUGGAGUGACAUCGCCCCUCUCAACUUCCAUGAGGUGGCGGGCAGCGACGCAGACAUCCAGAUCGACUUCACUAAAGCCGACCACAACGACGGGUACCCCUUCGAUGGACCCGGGGGCACGGUGGCACACGCCUUCUUCCCCGGAGAGAGGUUCACGGCCGGAGACACGCACUUCGACGAUGAUGAGGCCUGGACCUUCAGAUCACCAGACUCUCAUGGGAUGGACCUGUUUGCUGUGGCGGUGCAUGAGUUCGGCCAUGCCAUCGGUCUGGUGCACACCUCAGCCAUAGAGUCCAUCAUGAGGCCGUACUACCAGGGUCCUGUGGGAGACCCGCUCAAGUACGACCUGCCCUAUGAAGACAAAGUACGCGUGUGGCAGCUAUAUGGGGUGAGAGACUCGGUGUCCCACACAAACCGCCCUGCAGACCCCUCCCAGACACCAGAACCUCCCGUUCUCCUCGACCUCCCAGAGAACAGGAGUACUUUUCUAUUGGCACGAGAUGCUCCAGACAGAUGCACCACUCACUUUGACGCAGUGGCACAAAUACGAGGAGAGGCCUUUUUCUUCAAAGGGAAGUAUUUUUGGAGGCUAACGCGAGAGAAGCACCUUGUGUCUCUGAGGCCAGCGCAGGUCCACAGAUUCUGGAGAGGACUACCACCAAACCUGGACAGUGUGGACGCAGUGUACGAGAGGCCUGGAGAUCACAAGAUAGUCUUCUUCAAAGGUCUGAAGUACUGGGUGUUCAAAGACAACAUAGUGGAGGAAGGAUACCCUCGUCCCAUCAGUGACUUUGGCUUACCCACAGACGGAGUGGACGCUGCUUUUGUGUGGCUCCACAACGACAAAACCUACUUCUUUAAGGACAACCUGUACUGGCGCUAUGACGACCACCUGAGGAGGAUGGACCUGGGCUACCCCAAAGACAGCUCCCUGUGGAAAGGGCUGCCCCCCAGCCUGGACGACGCCAUGAGAUGGUCUGAUGGGUCUUCGUACUUCUUCAAGGGGAAGGAGUACUGGCGCGUGCCCAGCAGUGACAUGGAGGCGGAGGCGGGCUUUCCUCGGCUCAUCGCUAAAGACUGGCUGCUGUGCACUGAGAUGCAGUCCGACUCUCCACAGCCAGAGGCCAAAAGCCCCGAGAGCAGAGGGAACGUGCACGGAGCCCCGGACCACGCCCACAACGGCUACGAGGUGUGCUCCUGUACCUCGGACAGUGGCUCUCCUCUGGGGCUGCGCUCACAGCCCUCCCCCCUCUGGCUGCUGGCCCCUCUGUGGACGCUGUGGCAGGCUCUCUCCUCUCACCUGCUAUGAUGCCAAAGCACUGGACUGUGUCACAGAGCAGCGCGGAGGACAGACUCUAUGGGAGGGCCGGUCUAAUGACAAACUGGAAUAUUUUGUCCUUAUGAAUAUCGGUCUGUUUUUAGCUUUUGUUUUGUUUUUUUGCGGUUAUUUAUUUGACAUGCCAUGUGAUGGUCAUUGGAAGCGCCUUGCAAUUUGAUUAGUACUUAUCCGUCACAUCUGAGUCACAUUUACCAUACAUUAAAUCACAUAAUCACAUAACAGAAUGGAGCUCAACAUUGACCAAAACAUUUUUGUAUGUAAUGUUUCUGAAAUGUUAUAAACCACAACAUUCUGAAAGCAUUUGGCCAAAUUUGUAUUUUGGACUUAAAACUACCACGUUAUGGUUUACGGAUUAGUUAGCACAUAGCUGGGUAGCCUCCACAAUGUCUAUAAACACUUACUAUUUGAAUUUUUAGAAGACUCUUUGGAAAAAAUGAAUGGAACAUUUACUUCCAGAACCAGAGCGAGCGGUCUUUGCUGAGCUCCAUUAAGUAACAUUUUAUUAUAACUACACCUAAUUAGCCUUAAAGCUGCAGUGUGUAACUUUUCUGAUGGAGGGUCCUCAACCUUGUAUCACUUUGAACAGAGUGUUCCACAUUACGGCCAAUGUCCACAGAUCUGACCUGUAACUUGAACUUACCUACUCCUCUCCUUGGAAAUAGACAAGUUUUAUGGCCUAGGAGUGGAACAUUCCCGGCAUAGAAAUAGCAUCACUAUGGAGACAAGCAGAAAAGUUACAAAAUGCACCUUUAAUAAAGCAGGAAGAAAGACUUGAUUCAUAAUGACCAAAUAAUUUAUUAAGAAUAAUUCAGGCUUAGUAACUACUUAAGUAAGUCCUAUCCCUAAUGCCUUUAUUUAGUAGUUAGUAAACCUACCAUUUGUUCAUUAUGAAUUUAGACUUCUUCAUACUUUAUUAGGGCUAAUUAAUGUGUAGUUAUUAUUAAGUAUUACCCAGAAAUAGGGAUGCACCGAGCCAGCUUUUUCAGUUCUUUGACUUGUGCAGAUGUAAGCAUCUGUCCGAUAUUCACCGAUACCAGUGGAUGGAAAAUGGCACUUAUUUCCUUAAAAUACAGUUCAUUUUUUACCCAAGAGACCUAACUGUGUUAUGUAACUCUUAUUGAUCCUUCAUAUAAUUACUGGACAACUCUGUGUGAAUAAAACUACAAACAUUAUGAGACCUUCAUGACCAAAAUCAGUCAGCAAUUAAUUAUCCUUACCGGGAUAUCGGCUUAAUCGAUAUCAUGAAACCGAUACCCGUUCCAACAAAUUCUCCUGUAUCAGUGCUGAUAUUCAAUACCAGGAUCGGUGCAUCCCUACCCAGAAGUAUUUCUCACAAAGAGAUAAACUGCCUUGAUGUAAAGAAAUGACUGCAGGUACUUUACAUUUGUAUGAGACAUGAUGGUCACGAAACAAAUUCCCCAAACACCGGGGAAAUGCACAUUUUCUCAAACAUUGUUACAUUUUAGGCAUACACAAUGGUCAGCGUUCCUUAGAAAGUAGAUUUUCAGCCAAGAAAAUGUACUCACAGUUUUAUAAUGGAGUUGCCUUUCUACUUGGUUCCACUUGUUUAAAGGGCCCAUAUUAUGCUAUUUUCUGAUCUGUGUUAUAAUGUUGUUUCCUCAUCACAAACAGACCUGGAGUUUUGUUUCAUUCACACGUUUAACACACAAAUUGUGCAUAUUUAGGCUUUUUAGUUUUUCUCUCAAACAGAAAACACUCUGAAAAAACACACUGUUUUACCUUGUGAUGUGGUAAUGUGGUAAUACAGGAAGUGCUUCACAGUGUUUUUAAACUCCAAACACCUUCAGUAGAAUCAUUUGGAUGAUUUCAGAUGAUUUCAGUCCUGGAAUUGCCAAUCUCUACUGGACUAAAGGUGAAAGGUAGACACCAGAGGUGGGACCAAGUUCUUGUUUUGCAAGUCUCAAGUCUGAAGUCUUUGACCUCAAGUCCGAGUCAAGUCCCAAGUCACUGGCCUAUAAGUCCAAGUCAAGUCCAAGUUGUCUGCUUUGAGCCUCAAGUCAUUUCAAGUCUUUAAACCAAAGUACCAAAUAUAGUUUAGAUUUUUGCAGUUUAUAUGGAUUUUAAGAUAAAUUGUACUCAGAAAGUCAUAGUAUAUUUAUAAAAGAGUAUUUAUAGAGUAUAUAAGAGCUGUAGAAAUGCAGUUUUUUCCUUUUUAAAUGUCUUGACAAGAUCUUUGAGUGAAUUAUUACAAACAGAACAGAAAGUUCAUAUUCAGAAGAGCUUCUCAAGACACAGGCCUCAAGUCCAAAUCGAGUUCCAAGUCUUAGUCCAGUAUUAGUCUUAGUAUUUAUCAAGUCAAGUCUCAAGUCCUUAAAAUAGUGACUCAAAUCUGACUCGAGUCCAAGUCACAACUUGCAAGUCCCCACCUCUGGUAGAUACUCACUUGAAAACUACUAUGUUUACAGACUAAUGAUAAAUGAUUAAUCAAACAUGUGUGAAUGAAACAAAACACAACUCCAGGUAUGUUUUUGAGGAGGUAACAGCAUUAUGACAUGGCUUAAACCUUACAAAAGUCAAUUUUGUGUAAUAUAGGACCUUUAAUUCACAUGUUACUAUAUAGUCAAAAUACACAAAUACAACGUAAUAGCAAUUUUACAGCUUGUAUUUUGGUCCCUGCCUAAUGCUUGACCACACACAAACCAGAAACGGAUGAACAGGAAUUGUGAUUGUAAAUUUGUGAUCUAAUUUUUUUUGUAAAUAUUUUUGCACUUUUGGGCUUAAAACGGUGUGGUCCCAGGCCUUCAGGCAGUAAUCGUAUUUUUCAUAUAAUGUUACUUCUAAAACUGUAGGGCUAUCUAACUUCAGUAUUACUAAAAUGCAGUCAUUGUAAUCUUUAGCUUUGGCUUUGAAAUGCUACACACCUUUAUUACUUGUUUUUGUCAUUGUAAUGGAGCUAUCUUAUGUGUUGUUGUUGUUUUUUCUUCAUUUUUGGCUUCAAUUAUUUUUAUUUUAUUUUUUUGGUUUUUGCACGCCCCUACAAAAUGAAUGCAGUACUUUUGAUUUUUGUUGUAGAGUUUUGUAAUUAUAGCAAUAAGUCACAAGAUUCAGUUACUGGUUGUAGAUUUAAUAGCUUCAUCAGUGUUAGCCAGGUAUCGAACAACGUAAACAUUUAUAUUAUUUUGUUUUGUUGUUGAUGGAAAUUGGAUAAGGAGCUCAACAGUGACCACCCACCACAUGGUUCCAGUAAAAGAAAAUUUCCCAUUGAUUUUUCUCAAAGACUUUACAAAACAAAAAAUUAAAAGUUUGAAAGCUAGCUCGAGACUAAACAGCUUUGUGGUAACUAAACACAACAAGACCUAUAAUUUUAUUUCACAUCUCUUACUGAAACUUGAUUUUUGAAACAUUUCUCCCAAUUUUAAAUGUGUUUUUUGGAUUGAAAACAGUGUUAGCAGCAUUAGCUAGCACAUAGCUGGUUAGCCUCUUUUGUGACUUUGAACACUUAAUAUUUGGAAGUAACUGAAUACAUGUACUGAGAAUAUGUAUUUUGAACACUAAUUUUGAGUAAUUGUACUCCAUUAGAGUUACUUUUUUAUUUGGUGGUACUCAGAAUAUACUUACUUUUAAGUACUUUUAAGAAUACAUGGCAAAUUUGAUCAUGCAAUAAGCUACGGCACAGUGGGAAAAAUAUAGAACAUAAAUGAUAAAUAAAUGCAGAAUAAAUUAUAAAACAUACACAGUACACAAUAUAAAGCAGUUUUUAAAUCCUAUGUCACGUUUUUAAUUUAUGUUUAUUUUAUAUUUUUUACUUCAUGUUACUAUGUCACGUUUUUACUUAUGAUUAAUUUAAAGCAGUGGUAGAAGGUAAUGAAGUACAAAAGUAAAAGUACAAAUUUUAGGUAUCUGCACAUUUUACAGUGGAUACUUUUUACUUUUACUUCACUACAUUUGAGAGCAGGUAUCUGUACUUUCUACUCCACUACAUUUUAGAUUUGGACUGAAAAGUAAAAAGUACUUUUUCAUGGUUUGAAACGUACGUAUUUUGUUAGUACUGGUACAUUUAAUUUUAGUUUCCAUCCCAACUUUGAGCAACACAAUACAUAAAAACACAAAAACAGCUAGAAAAAAUAAGAAUUCAGUUGAAUCACUUAAAAUCAGAUAUAUUCUUUCUCAAAAUCACUACACUUCAUCUUUUAAUUGGUCUAAAACUCUCUGCAAAAUACUUUUACUUUUUAAUCUUU
Molecule: messenger RNA, 6121 nt
Organism: Boleophthalmus pectinirostris (great blue-spotted mudskipper)
Lineage: Eukaryota; Metazoa; Chordata; Actinopteri; Gobiiformes; Gobiidae
Gene: mmp17a
Product: matrix metallopeptidase 17a
Exons: 10
Coding region: 96-1892 (598 amino acids)
Biological process (GO): extracellular matrix organization; collagen catabolic process; proteolysis
Cellular component (GO): extracellular matrix
Molecular function (GO): metalloendopeptidase activity; zinc ion binding
Source: RefSeq, a predicted model, not a curated record